UUAGUCCCAAAGUACCAGGAUGUGACAUUCCCAUUGCCGGCUUGAGGGGAGAGGAGGUGGAGAAAACUAAAGAAAGGCGCCACUUUGUCCUUAUUCAAGUGGGGAUGUCUGAUUGGUCGUUUCAAAAGGCUCUCGUUGUUCAUUGGCCGAGACGAGUGAGCGGCGUUCUAUGGGGAGGUACGAAUGUGAAGCUCGUCGCCUCCUCUGACACUGCUUCCAGUUUUCCUUCUGGUCGGGCAUUAGUCAAUAUAACACCAAGCACUAAAGCGAGGAGGGCAUUAGCGCAGAGCGUGUGUGGAGAGCUGCAGUCAUGUCCGGUCGUGGUAAAGGUGGGAAGGGCUUGGGGAAGGGAGGCGCCAAGCGUCACCGGAAGGUGCUCCGCGACAACAUCCAGGGCAUCACCAAGCCGGCUAUCCGGCGCCUGGCUCGUCGCGGGGGCGUGAAGCGCAUCUCCGGGCUGAUCUAUGAGGAGACGCGCGGCGUGCUGAAGGUCUUCCUGGAGAACGUGAUCCGCGAUGCUGUGACGUACACGGAGCACGCCAAGAGGAAGACGGUGACCGCCAUGGACGUGGUCUACGCCCUCAAGCGCCAGGGGAGGACCCUCUACGGCUUCGGCGGCUAAAGCCAGCGCCUCCGACCACCCAGCGAACCUAAAGGCCCUUUUAAGG
This is a messenger RNA of Anolis sagrei ordinatus, 668 nucleotides long. Its product is annotated as histone H4. The record is from RefSeq and is a predicted model, not a curated record. Gene Ontology annotation, cellular component: nucleosome. NCBI's taxonomy places the organism in Eukaryota, Metazoa, Chordata, Lepidosauria, Squamata, Anolidae. Gene Ontology annotation, molecular function: protein heterodimerization activity; structural constituent of chromatin; DNA binding. Gene Ontology annotation, biological process: nucleosome assembly.